This is a messenger RNA of Eucalyptus grandis, 616 nucleotides long. Its product is annotated as 28S ribosomal protein S33, mitochondrial. Gene Ontology annotation, cellular component: mitochondrion. The record is from RefSeq and is a predicted model, not a curated record. The coding region runs from base 119 to 430 and encodes 103 amino acids. Lineage: Eukaryota; Viridiplantae; Streptophyta; Magnoliopsida; Myrtales; Myrtaceae. The transcript has 3 exons.
CCUUUUCUCUCUCUGUUUUUGCUGAAACUGACGGAGCCAGUGCUCGACUUCCUCCGACUCGACGGGGGGGACGGGGUCUCUAGGUGCAGAAGUCGAGAGAGAGGGGGAGUGAAGGAGGAUGAGUGGCGGCGGUGGGCUGAGGAGCUUAAUUUCGGCGGCGGUGACGACGGGGGUGGCGGAGGCGAAGGGGAGGAUAUUCGGGCACAUCCUGAAUCCCACGGGGCAGCGAUCCCCACACAAACUUCUCAGGCAGAAGCUCUUUGGCGAGAAAGUCGCGCAGUGGUACCCCUAUGACAUCAAGAAGGACGACCCUCUCGUCAUGGCCCGUCAAGAACAAGAUCGCUUAUCAAAGCUUGAAAUGUUGAAGCGUCGUGGGAAGGGACCACCCAAGAAGGGCCAAGGAAGACGUGCUGUGAAGCGCAGCAAGUGAAACUGGGAUACUCACGUUAUUUGUGCACAUUUUGACUCAUUGUCAGUUAGAAUUGUAUUUUUGGCGGUUGAUAUUCUGUUUAUCUAGCUCUCUUUUUUCUUCCCCUUUUGUAAUGAAGAUGUUUUGGCGAAAUGAAUGGGACAUGUCAUUUAAUAGUAUUUGAGUCAUAAUUUAACUUUGUCUAUG